AUGUAUAGAUAUGUAAGUGUUUAUCUAUCUAUCUGUCUGUCACUGCUGACGUCAACAUCGAUUGUGCGGGAUCGAUUAGAAUUACAAAUUUCUACUGUUCAUCACCGGCACCCACAUCUGAAACCGGAUUCAUUUCCGCCGGGUGGACAAUUCAUUUCUUUGAGUUGGAACAUAAAUUUUAAUGAUGCAGCAUCUAUUGGUACACCAUAUCUCUUUCUCUCUCGCUCUCUCUCUCUCUCUCUCUCUCUCUCUCUCUAUCUCUCUCACUUUUCUUUCGGUCUUUCUCGUUUAAUUUUCUCUCUCUCUCUCUCUCUCUCGUUUACUUUGUUGUUCUCUCUCUCUCAUUCUCUCUCUCUUUCUCGUUUACUUUAUUUCUUUCUCUCUCGUUUAAUUUCUUUUUUUCUCUCUCUCACUCUUUUUCUUUCUCUCUCACUCAUUUUCUCUCUCUGCGAUGGAUAA
Molecule: messenger RNA, 459 nt
Organism: Acanthosepion pharaonis
Lineage: Eukaryota; Metazoa; Mollusca; Cephalopoda; Sepiida; Sepiidae
Source: the annotation of a GenBank genome assembly